This is a messenger RNA of Lathyrus sativus (Indian pea), 588 nucleotides long. NCBI's taxonomy places the organism in Eukaryota, Viridiplantae, Streptophyta, Magnoliopsida, Fabales, Fabaceae. The record is from the annotation of a GenBank genome assembly.
AUGGCAACUCCAACGACUCUCUUCGCUCUCUUCUUUCUUCUCACGUCCAUCUUCGCCGCAACCGUUUUCUCUGAGGAGGAUUGUGUGUACACGGUGUACGUUAGAACCGGAUCAAUCAUCAAGGGAGGAACAGACUCGAUCAUCGGGCUCAAACUAUACGAUGCAUCUGGUUACGGAAUAUACAUCAAGGAUCUUGAAGCGUGGGGCGGGUUAAUGGGUUCGGGUUAUAACUACUUUGAACGGGGCAACCUUGAUAUAUUCAGUGGUAGGGGUCCUUGUUUGGACGGACCCGUUUGUGCUAUGAACGUGACUUCGGACGGGUCGGGUCCUCAUCACGGGUGGUAUGUUAAUUAUGUUGAGGUUACUUCAACUGGGGUUCAUACUCCUUGCGCUCAGGAACAGUUCACGGUGGAACAGUGGUUGGCGACGGAUACGGCGCCGUAUGAGCUUUCGGCUGUUAGAGAUUACUGCAAAUACGAUUUGGGUCGGGCCAGACCCGAAUUAAAGAUCAUCGAUGCUGUAAGAUCCGGGUCUGGGUCUGAUUUCUCUAUUUUGGGCUCUACUGUCCGGCCUAGAUCAGACCAAUAG